Crotalus tigris (Tiger rattlesnake) is the source of this 943-nucleotide messenger RNA. RefSeq lists its product as uncharacterized. The coding region runs from base 120 to 794 and encodes 224 amino acids. The transcript is spliced from 2 exons. The record is from RefSeq and is a predicted model, not a curated record. NCBI's taxonomy places the organism in Eukaryota, Metazoa, Chordata, Lepidosauria, Squamata, Viperidae.
GCGGAGCCAGCAGUUUUGUUCUACAUAAUUCAUGCCUAAACAAUACAUUUUUUAUUUUAGUUAUAAAGUUUAUAGAUACAUAGCAAAUAUACAUUCAGUUUACAGGUGUCGUAAUUCUGAUGUUGCAUUGUUUUAUUUUUGUCAUCUGUCAUAUUUGUUUCUACAAAACAGGUGCUGGUGAAAAAGAGAAAGAGCCCGAAAAAGUGCUUGGAGAUGUCGACAGCCAGCCUCCUCAGCCUGAAAAGAGCCAACCCAUUUCUUUGUGCUUUCCAGAUGAUGAUGUUGGUGUCCAGGUUCCAGGCCCUGUUAAGAGGAACUUUGUUAUCCCUGUCCAUUUGACUGGUCCCCCUAGUUUCCCAAUGCAAAACCGUCGUAUCCCUAUUCGGUUACAGCUUCCUACAGCGAGAGAGUAUCCAUUUCAGUUAUCACCAGAUUUUGUGGUGAGCGGUGUGACUAUGGUAACCUCUCCUCUCCGUUCUGUAAUCCAGAAACCUGUCCCUAAAAAGCCAUUCAUUUCUCAUUAUAACUAUGAAGUCUUCAGUAAACAGCUGAUUGCUAAAGAGAUGAAAGGUCCAGAGAAAGUUGCCACCAUAUACUUAGAACUGAGCAAGUCUGAUAGAAAACUGGAAAGUCAAGAAAAAAGUCACAGGAUCAAAAAAGGUCAAAAGAUUAUGUGGGAUGAAGAACAGAUCGUGCAGGAUGAGGAACAGAUCAUGCUGGAUAUGGAAAAGGGAAUGAGAAAAGAGAACAUGCUCUAUGAAGGUAUAACUUGUUUUUAUAGUCUGUGGCGGUAGUGACUUGGAAGGGUGUACUAACCAGCCAAAUCCAUGGAUCCAUGAUUAAACCCUCUCUUUCAUACCAUUAAACCAGUGGUUCUCAACCUGUGGAUCGGGACCCCAUUUGGGGUCGAACGACCAUUUCACGGGGGUCGCCAAACAACGCA